GCUGCUUUGACUAGAGCUUGACCUCUUCUCCCAGUGAAGGAACGAUCCCGCUAACGAUACAGAGAAAGAGGGAAAUCGAAAACUCGUCAGCUAAAAGAAAGAUUCAGCGAAGAUGAGUACCAUGAAGUUCUGUCGCGAAUGUAAUAACAUCUUGUAUCCGAAGGAAGACAGGGAGCAGUCGAUACUCCUCUACGCCUGCCGUAAUUGCGAUCACCAGGAAGCAGCGGAUGACAACUGUGUUUACAGAAACGAGGUUCACCAUUCUGUUAGUGAACAAACUCAGAUCCUCUCUGACGUUGCCUCUGACCCGACUCUUCCCCGCACCAAGGCCGUGCGCUGCGCCAAGUGUCAACACGGCGAAGCUGUCUUCUUCCAGGCUACUGCUAGAGGUGAAGAAGGAAUGACUCUGUUCUUCGUUUGCUGCAACCCUAAUUGUGGCCAUCGCUGGAGAGAAUAGACACUAGUACUUGUUUACAUUGAUUUCCCCUCUGUAAUCUGUUCUUGACUUACUCUGCUGGAAGUGUUUCAGUUUGGAGUUUUCUGUGUGUUCAAAUAAAUAUGCAUACUGUGGCGGUUAUUCUCGAUUUUUCAGGGUCUUUUGUGAUAAUUUUCUUUUUACCUGAGUCUAA
Messenger RNA from Brassica oleracea var. oleracea, 629 nucleotides. RefSeq names its product DNA-directed RNA polymerases II, IV and V subunit 9B-like. Gene Ontology annotation, biological process: transcription-coupled nucleotide-excision repair; transcription initiation at RNA polymerase II promoter; DNA-templated transcription. Bases 113 to 457 code for a protein of 114 amino acids. Gene Ontology annotation, molecular function: nucleic acid binding; zinc ion binding; DNA-directed RNA polymerase activity. The transcript has 4 exons. Gene Ontology annotation, cellular component: RNA polymerase II, core complex. NCBI's taxonomy places the organism in Eukaryota, Viridiplantae, Streptophyta, Magnoliopsida, Brassicales, Brassicaceae. The record is from RefSeq and is a predicted model, not a curated record.